This is a messenger RNA of Oryza brachyantha (malo sina), 2001 nucleotides long. RefSeq names its product wall-associated receptor kinase 2-like. The transcript is spliced from 2 exons. Gene Ontology annotation, cellular component: plasma membrane. The coding region runs from base 1 to 2001 and encodes 666 amino acids. Gene Ontology annotation, molecular function: polysaccharide binding; ATP binding; protein serine/threonine kinase activity. NCBI's taxonomy places the organism in Eukaryota, Viridiplantae, Streptophyta, Magnoliopsida, Poales, Poaceae. The record is from RefSeq and is a predicted model, not a curated record. Gene Ontology annotation, biological process: cell surface receptor signaling pathway; protein phosphorylation.
AUGCCGCUCUUCCUCGGCGUAGCUCUGCUUGCUCUCCAGCUCGCAGCGGCGGCGCCGCCGCCGGGGUGCCCGACGACAUGCGGCGGCGUGCACGUCGAGUACCCGUUCGGCGUCGGGCCAAACUGCUCGCUGUCGGACGGCUUCAGCGUCGAGUGCGUCCGCGGCACCCCGCUACUCCGCCUCGGCACCGCGGAGCAGACGGUGAAGCUGCUCGCCGUCGACCUGCGGCGCGGCAAGAUCCGGACGACGAACGCCAUCGCGUCGCAGUGCCUGGACGCGCGGACCGGCGAGCUGGUGAACACCUCGUGGGCGGGCCUCGACGCGACGGCGCUGCCGUACCGCUUCUCCGACGAGGACAACCGGUUCUUCGCCGUGGGCUGCAGCGGGCUCGUCCUCCUGAACGGCGGCGCGCGCGGGGUCGACGAGCCGUUCAUGAGCGGCUGCAUAUCCACGUGCUUCGGCAACGCGAGCAUCCGGAGCGGCUCCUGCUCCGGCAUAGCAUGCUGCGAGACGGCCAUCCCCAAGGGGCUCAGCUCCUACGAGCUCGGCCUGGGCAAGCUGCCCGCCGGCACGCCGGUCAACCGGUGCAUCUACGCCGCGCUGAUGGAGGCGGCGAGCUUCAGCUUCGAGGCGGCCGACGCGACGACGGACGGGUUCUACCGCAAGAACAACGGCACGGUCCCGCUCGUGCUCAACUUCGUGGUGGGCGAGAAGACGUGCAAGGAGGCUCAGGCGAGCGGCGGCUACGCGUGCGCCGGCGACCACAGCGUCUGCGUCGACGUCGUUGAUGGUGGCUCCGGCUACGUGUGCAACUGCUCGCAAGGGUACACGGGCAACCCCUACCUCCCCAACGGAUGCAUAGGAGUUAGCGGUGGCCUCGUCAUCGGCGUGAUAAGCAUGCUGAUCACAUACCUGGUGCGCCAGCGGCGAGCGCUCGCCGACGUCAAGCGCAAGUACUUCGAGCGACAUGGCGGCCUGCUUCUGUUCGAGGAGCUAAGCUCAAGGCAGGGCAAUGCCUUCACCAUCUACACCGAGGAGCAGCUCGACCGCGCGACCAGCGGCUUCGACGACAGCAACGUCCUCGGCCGCGGCGGCCACGCCACCGUCUACAAGGGCAGGGUGCCCGCCGCCGGUGGUGGCGACCUCGUCGUCGCGAUCAAGCGGUGCAAGGUGAUGGACGAGACGAACAAGAAGGAGUUCGGCAAGGAGAUGCUCAUCCUCUCCCAGGUCAACCACAAGAACAUCGUCAAGCUGCUCGGCUGCUGCCUCGAGGUCGACGUCCCCAUGCUCGUCUACGAGUACGUCCCCAACGGCACCCUAUACCAGCUCAUCCAUGGCGCCGUCGUCUCCUUCGCCACCCGCCUCCGGAUCGCCCACGAGUCGGCUGAGUCACUCGCCUACCUGCACUCCUUCGCUUCGCCGCCGAUCAUCCACGGCGACGUCAAGUCCUCCAACAUCCUCCUCGACGAGAGCUUCAUGGUGAAGGUGUCCGACUUCGGCGCCUCCAUCCUGGCUCCCACCGACAAGGCCCAGAUGGUGACCAUGGUGCAGGGGACGUGCGGCUACCUCGACCCGGAGUACAUGCAGACGUGCCAGCUGACGGAGAAGAGCGACGUGUACAGCUUCGGUGUCGUCCUGCUCGAGCUGCUCACCGGCAAGAAGCCGCUCUGCCUCGACGGGCCGGAGGAGGAGCGGAGCCUGUCAGCAUGGUUCGUGGCCGCCAUGAGAGAGAAGAGAGUGGAGGAGAUACUGGACGAGAAGGUGAAGAGCGAGGCGAGCGGUGAGCUGCUGGAGGAGAUCGCGCAGCUGGCUUUGGAGUGCCUGCAGAUGUGCGGCGGCGACAGGCCGGCGAUGAAGGAGGUCGCCGAGAGGCUGGGCGGACUGCGGCGUCUGCACCAGCAUCCAUGGACGCAGGACGCUGUAGAGAUCGAGGAGGCGAGGUGUUUGCUCCACGGCUCGCCGGAAAGUAUCAGCUUUGACAUGCUACGGCGUGAACAGUAG